AUGGAGGGUAAUGUCAGUAUCUACAAUUUGCUAGCCUUCUGUCUUUAUGUUCCCUUGUUCUGAGGCAGCGCUGGUAUUUCAUUCUAAUAAUACGUCAACCCUCGUUUUGCCUCAGCGGAACACAUCACUGAAGACGAGCUGGCAGAAUUUUUCACCACACUGGUAGGACUGAAUCCAAAGAGGGGGAGAUCCGAGCUGGAAGCCUUUGAAUGUGAUGGUAUGUAUCACCAUGUUGAGCUCAGAGUAGUGUCUAAAAAUGUGAUAAUGAGACUGAGACUACACAGCUUUGAUAGUCAACCAUUAAAAGUGUGUCUGUGUCUGUGUUGGACAGAUUCAGAAGACAUGUCGGAGUAUGAGGUCUCGGAGGAGAUUUCCAUGGAAACAUUUUCAAAUGAUUUCCUGGAGAUUGUUCCCUCCUCCCAAGAGGGAAUGUUGUCCCCCUCG
Molecule: messenger RNA, 444 nt
Organism: Coregonus sp. 'balchen'
Lineage: Eukaryota; Metazoa; Chordata; Actinopteri; Salmoniformes; Salmonidae
Source: the annotation of a GenBank genome assembly